GUCGGUGUUUUUGUUUGAGCCGUUUGACUUCCAGAGAAGGUGUGCUGUAGCUGUUGCUGUGAUGGUGUUGUUUCCGAACUCACUAACGGAGGAAGAGGAGUCUCUACAGAAGAAGUAUGCUAAACUUAAGAAAAAGAAAAAGGCACUUCUUGCACUGAAGAAGCAGAGUUCAACCAACCAAACAAACCAGAGUGGCUUGAAACGGACGCUGUCGGAUCAGCCUGUUGUUGAUACCGCCACAGCGACAGAGCAAGCUAAGAUGCUCAUCAAGUCAGGCGCCAUCAGCGCCAUUAAAUCAGAGACCAAGAACUCCGGCUUCAAACGCUCCCGAAUGCUAGAAAUCAAACUUAAGGACCCAGAAAAAGGUCCGGCUCCUGCCUUCCUACCCUUCCAAAGGAGUGUCUCUAUAGAUGAUGAUCCACAUGAGUCUGGAAAGAGAGGUCAAAUGAAGAGUCUGUAUGAAAGCUUCGUUAGUUCAAGCGACCGAUACCGGGAUGAAGAAGAAGGAGGCGGCUUGUCGUCCAGCCGUGAUGUGGACCGAGAACGGGACAGAGACAUAGACAGGGAGUGGGAAAGAGACAGAGAUCGGGAUCGAGACCGGGAACGGGAACAGGAUAGAGACAGAGGCCGGGACAGAGACAGAGACAGAGACAGAGACAGGGAAAGAGAACGAGAACGAGAAAGACACAGAGAACGAAGCAGAGAGAGAGACAGAGACCAGGACAGGGAGCGGGACAGAGACAGAGACACACCUUUCAGAAGAUCGGACUCGUACCCGGAGCGCAGAGGUGUGCGUAAGGGGAACACGGUGUAUGUUUACGGCUCCGGCCUGGUGGAGGACAGCCUGCGCUCGGCCUUCUCCCAUCAUGGGAACAUCAUCGACCUCUCAAUGGACAACCCGCGCAAUUGUGCAUUUAUCACGUUUGAGAAGAUGGAGUCUGCAGACCAGGCUGUAGCUGAGUUGAAUGGAGCUGUGGUGGGAGACGUUCAUAUCAGAGUCAGCAUUGCCAGGAAGCAGCCCAUGCUGGACGCUGCCACCGGAAAAUCAGUGUGGGCCUCCCUCGCUGUGCAGAACAGCACCAAAGGCUCGUACAGGGAUAAGAGGAACCAAGUGGUCUACAGUGAAGACUUCCUGGAAUAAAAGAAGUUUUUUUUUUGUUUUGUUUUAAUGAGAAGCUGGCCUGUAUCAUGGAAUUGUUUUUCGUUGAAUUGAAUAAAUCACAUUCUCAAGUAGAAUUCCACAAAACUGGGAUUUAUAAGGUUUCUGCACAUCUUUCCUGGCAAAAUCCUGAACUCUUCUGGACUCCUCCGAUCAUUUUUAAAAGUGAAAAUAUAAAACUUCACGGCUUUAUUAGGAAUUUGACAGAAGGAUGGAGGAAUGAGUUGACCAAAUUUUCAGACAAUACAGAAUGAAAUCUCAUCAUCUUCAUUUAAAGUCUGACCGUUUGAGAAAAAUCUGCCAUCAAUCGUGAAGAAAUAAGUCUGAAAAUUUAUAACUUAAAAUUUUAAAUAGAUAUACAAUGUAAAAUAAUUAAGACGCAGUCUUGUUUUCUUUCAACUCUGUGCAACUGAAAACAGUAUUUUAUGUUGUAUUUAUUUGGACUUUUAGGCUUAAAUGUUACGCAUCAAACCUUAAAUAUAUAUUUUUUUUAAAUUGUACUACAAAUCUUCAAAAUUAAAUAAGCGUCCUUCAUCGACUGUGAAAAUAACCAAACUUAAAUCGUUCCUGAGUGCUCUCCAAGUUUAUUACCUGUGCAGCUCGCUUCAUUUCAAACCGAUAUUCGGAUCAUUGAUGCGUUUUAAUCAACCUUCUGUGUGCAGCAGAUGAACAGAUUGAAAUUAGAAUCACUGAUUUACCAUUACAGUACAAAUAUCUACAUAAAAACAGGACGUUAGUAAUUUUCUCUCAUUUUUUUGUUACAUGACACAUUACAAAAUAUCUCACUCAAACCCAAAGGAGAAAAUAGUUCACAACAAUUUCAGAUAUGUAAAAAAAAAAAAAAAAAAA
Messenger RNA from Xiphophorus maculatus (southern platyfish), 2008 nucleotides. RefSeq names its product negative elongation factor complex member E (gene nelfe). The record is from RefSeq and is a predicted model, not a curated record. Gene Ontology annotation, cellular component: NELF complex. NCBI's taxonomy places the organism in Eukaryota, Metazoa, Chordata, Actinopteri, Cyprinodontiformes, Poeciliidae. The transcript has 11 exons. Gene Ontology annotation, molecular function: RNA binding. Gene Ontology annotation, biological process: negative regulation of transcription elongation by RNA polymerase II. Bases 62 to 1141 code for a protein of 359 amino acids.